This is a messenger RNA of Ananas comosus (pineapple), 960 nucleotides long. RefSeq lists its product as uncharacterized. The record is from RefSeq and is a predicted model, not a curated record. The coding region runs from base 1 to 960 and encodes 319 amino acids. NCBI's taxonomy places the organism in Eukaryota, Viridiplantae, Streptophyta, Magnoliopsida, Poales, Bromeliaceae. The transcript is spliced from 6 exons.
AUGGCGUACGAGAGCUUCAAUCUUUUCACAUUCGUUUGUCUCUCUCUUCUUUGUCUCGCCCAGGGUAGAGUAGUAGGGAAGCAGUUAGAUGCGGAAAACUCCAAGAAUCAUAAGAAUGGGAAAGGCUUCAAUUACCAUCCAAUAAUGUCAAGCGGUUAUCGUCCUCUGGAUGAGUCAGCUUAUGCCCGUCAUUGGGCGGUUUAUCAAACAGAUUUCGAGUUUUAUGGUACAAGAGUCGAACUAAAUGUAUAUGGCGCGCCGAAUAUUAAAUCCAAUCAAGUAACCGCAUCUGCAGCUUCCCUUUCAAAUGGACUUGAUGGCCCACCAGAAAAUUUCAAUACAGUACAAGCAGGAUGGCAAGUGAAUCCUGCACGUUAUCAUGACUAUGACGUUCACUUCUUCACUUAUUGGACGGCAGAUGGUUAUAACUCCACCGGUUGUUUUGAUCUUUUGUGUAAGGGUUUUGUAUUAGAUAAUUCAUCCCAACUUGUGCCAGGAGACACGCUAAUUCCAUCCACAUACGGUGGACCACAAUAUUAUUUUAUGCUUAGAAUACAAAAGGAUUCAAAAACUGGAGAUUGGUGGUUAUAUAAAGAUGAUGAGGAUAAUACAACAAUGCCUAUAGGUUAUUGGCCAAAUUCUCUUUUCACUACCUUGCAACAAAAUGCAUCUAAUAUUGAAUGGGGUGGAUAUGUUCGUUCUUGGAAAAGUGAUAAGAGCCCUCCAAUGGGCAGUGGACAUUUUCCUUCGGAGGGUGAAGGGCAAGCAGCUUCCCUUAGGAACAUUAAGUACAUCACCUCUGGAGGUGGAAUCUUCUCACCUCCCCAGGAAAUGCUUGGUUCUUAUGUUGAUAGAAAGGAUUGUUACGAUGUUGGAGAUUACGAGACUUCAAAUAAGAAUGGAGGUUUUGAUGGCUAUGGAAAAUUCCUUUUCGGUGGACCAGGAGGCUGUACUAAUUAA